Amoebophrya sp. A25 is the source of this 276-nucleotide messenger RNA. The record is from the annotation of a GenBank genome assembly. Lineage: Eukaryota; Dinophyceae; Syndiniales; Amoebophryaceae.
GUCAUCAGAAUCGAGAACAAGUGCUGGCCUCAAAGACACUUUUUCAUCAGAACAAUCGACAAAAAGUGCUUGUGCUGGCUUCAGAGACAUUUCGUCGGAAACGGAACCGCGAAAAAAAGGUGGCGUCAAAGACAACAGCUGUGAUAAGACAUCCAGGCCAGCACUACUUCCAUCCUAUACAUGUAGCUGUUCGUCUUGGUUUUAUUUAUGUCGUGGUUCUGCGCAGGGGCUGGACUCACCUCGAAGUCCGCAAAAUCUCAGCGAAGAUGACACCCU